ACCAAAAGUACUCAGGUCGAUGUUUUCAGAGAUUGUCGUCACGAACGACGUGGCCGAAUACGGGUCGCGAUAAACGGCGGCUGGGAACGAGAGGUACCCGUGGCAUUGAACCGUUGGGCUUCAAAAUGAGAAUGAAGAAGAAGUGUGCAGGUUGGAGUUGGAAACCCCGUUGGCUUGCAUCAGAUCCCCAUGUAAUGGUGUUGGCUCGCACGCUCGAUAAUCAGAUCGUGGAGUUGGGCAACAAUACUAGCACUGGUUUGACAAUUAGCCACUCUUUAUUGCAAGUGCAAUGGCUUGAGUUGGCUUGUGAAGACAAACGCAACAUGCGUCUAGGACUGACAGCACUACGCACGUCCAGGUAUUGAGUGGGCAGGUUGCUUAAACGAGUGCCAUCAACAUGAACUUCAACAUCACCAUAUCGUGUAUAUCUACCACCGAAUCGCUACUUCCACCUAAAUUAUGUCUGCCACGCCAUUUCAACCCAUUUCUAAAACCAAACCGAUGGCAACUACAGACCGCAAGCGGCAACGCUCUUCCAGCAGCGACGACGCGGCUCACAGCAAGCGCCCAGCCACAGGCCACAGCAGCAGUGACGCUGCAGUCCUGUCCACAGUAGACGCCGAGCUUUCCAGCAUUAACGACCUACUGCAAGAGGAGGAAACGUCCCAAAAACAAACCUGGCAGAUCGGGAAGCGUGUUAAAAAACUGUUGGAAAGCAAUGACAAAUUGCCCAUUUCCAAGCAGCUAGACGCGUAUUUCUUAUGGGGUACAGCGUUGGCUCGUUUGGCCUCGUUAAACGAGGACCCGACGCUGGCAAACGCUGCAGCGGACAAAUUCCAGCAGAUGUUGACGUUAAGUCAGGACGAGUCGGACGAAGACGCCGCAGACGCCGCUCUAGGACCCGUAGGCUUCUCUCUAUGGGGCUCGUCACUGCUCACUGUGGCCACAGAGACCCAGAGUCGAGAGGUGCUGGACCAGGCGCUAUCGAAAUUCCAGCGAGCAGUUGAAGUGGACGGAGGCACAACGUUCGAGACGAGAUUUCAAUAUGCGAAAGCACUGAAGGAAGGAGGAGAUCUAGUCGCGUUCUUGGAGGAGGACGGGGAUAAAGUUAAACAGGUCUACUAUAACAGAGCACUGCAAAUGUGUGAGAAACUGGAAGUAAUCUACGAGAACGAGUCGAUUCAAGAAGAGAAGGACGACAGUGAAGAUGACGAUCAGGUGACGGCUGAGGACUAUGCAGAGGCAAAGCUACUGGAGGCUGUACUACGUGGUCUAUUGGAGGACUCAAGCAGCGUUGACGACUUCCAUCGGACACUCGCACUGUAUCAGAAGGCUAUCUCGUUGAGUCCUGGUAGUGCUGAGGUGUUGAUGGAGAUGACCAACUAUCUGGCUGCGAGGUGCUUGACGAGUAGUAGUCUGGAAGGAAAAGUUACGGAUAAGGAGUGGAAGACGCUGUUCGAUGACCUGGAAGCAAAGUACAGGAGCUUGUUGACGGAGGCUGGCUUCGAUCUGCAAGAGUGUCAUGAGAUUUGCAAGAGGAAGGACACGAAUGACCAGGAUGAGCCCGAAGAGGAGGAAAUCGAUGAACGAGUGCCUCAUUUACUCAACACGCUCGGUAAGGGCCUCACUGCGUUUGUACGAGCCUUUCCCACGCUGGGAGAUAAUCAGAAGAAGACUCAGAAGCAGAAGAAGAAGAGAGCGACAGGUGACGCACGCUUUACUCGUGCAGUGGAGGUGCUACGCUCGGCUCAUCACUUCCACGAUAAACUUGGCGGGUAUUAUCUGGCAUGUUUGUAUGCAUCGCCACCGUUCGAAGACGAAGAGCAAUGCCGGACGUGGCUGGAGACGGCGGAUAGCUACGGAGCUCUAGAGGAUGAGUUUGACGUGGAAGAGUUUACUACCAUGCAUGACAAGACGUGGUUUAAACGCCUGGCCCAACCACCCGAGCAAAUCGAGGACAUCGAUGGAGAACAGCGUGACGAACAAGACGAGGAAUAGGCUGGCUGACAAGAUUUCUGGCUACUCGACAAGUUUUGAAUAAAUUUUCAACAUUUGAAGGUGCCAACGUGUGUGAUCUACACUUUCUCAAACAAGAUCAUUUGGUAUG
Molecule: messenger RNA, 2107 nt
Organism: Phytophthora nicotianae INRA-310
Lineage: Eukaryota; Oomycota; Peronosporomycetes; Peronosporales; Peronosporaceae
Exons: 5
Coding region: 460-1998 (512 amino acids)
Source: RefSeq, a predicted model, not a curated record